CGAACAUUUGCUUUUCCUUCGUCAACGGCGAGCAAGAGCAAGAAAAAAACGAAAACGACGAGAAAUCCGAGGACAAAAUUUUGUACGCAUCAUCCAGCAGCUUUUUCUCGAACAAGAACCAGUCGAAAAACACCGACCUCAGUGAGACGAGCACGAAGAACUUGCUGUUGACCAAGAAAAGUCGUGGGGUGCAGUCGAACGGCACGCCGAGCGCGUUUACUUUUUUCAGAGAAAAGGAACAAGCUGAAACUGGUCCGCGGGACGAUAGUAUUCCAUUAACGGCGCGGGGGGCUGAAGCGACUGCGUCCGGUGGGAAAAUUUCCGCCGCUGGAGAUACUACGCCUGUCGUGGCCGGUGCACUAGUGCGACCUGCGGCGGGUACUAGUACCGGAGUAGAAAAUGUAGUCGCGCCAGUCUUGUCUUCGUUGGAAGCUAGUCAGCCUGUUGCGGUGCCCACCUCGAUGGCUUGCCAGCCACGGGAUAUCAUGCUCAGUUCCGGUAAAAAUUAUGGAGCACCAACCGGCGCUUCCAAUUCGUUUUUAUCGAAGAAGACGAUUCAGAACUACCCACUCCCGCCCGCAAAUACUGCCAAUGUCAAUGUGGAGACGGAUACGGAACAGCAAACCAGCAAUUUCGUCGUGACGAUGCCUGGCGUACUGGUGAGAGAAAAAAAGCCCUACUCCGAAUUUAUCACUCCACCAACCAUAUCUGACUUUUUCACCGCGAUGCCACCGGUUGCGAAAGCCAGAGAAUCCUCGAUGGUCCUAACCACGCAUGCAGAUAUGGUCUCGACGAUAAUUCCAGACGAUGAUUUCGAAGCCAGCAAUCAGCAGAAACAACGUGCGGAAACGUAUUUCGGCUUCCAGCCACAGCUGCGACCGACGGGGAGGUUCACGGGUUUUGACAACGUAAAUUUUCGUGGUACAACUGCAGCGCAAACGUCUACUGGGUUGUUGAAUUCUGACAUCAGCACGUACAACCAGACGAGGGCGACCGCGGCCCGGAUGUCCGCCGCACAGUUCGCCAGUGAUCGAGGCACGGGCACUUCUGAACGAAUUUCCGGCGUGGUCAACACAACUGUGCUGGACAAAAGUGCAGCAAAACAGGAGGACCUGCAGCCGGUGAAGAAAAUCAGCAAGAAAACGCUGUCGCCGCAGGGGCAGUCACAAGAAUCGCUAGUCGUGCAGCGCGAGGAAACACUGCGGAAAUCACAGACCGUAACGGCAGAGAAGCCAGGAGUUCAGGAAUUCAGCACAGUGAUGGAAUUUGACAUUGUCACCAACAAAGACACAGGGAAGCAAAGCCUGCAAGCCGCCACGAAGCCGUUGUUGCCACCAGCGGUGAGCGGCAGCGUUGUGAAGAAUAAAGUGCAAUGGACGCGAACGACCCCCAGUCAGGCGGUCUUCCAGGGCAGCGGCGUGGAUGUUGUUCUGGAGAUGGAAGAGGGGAGAGUGGUACCGGAACGGGAGGAACAAAGAAGUAGCCAGAGACAACAAAGUAGUAACACGGUGGAGAAUAAAGUGCAACAAGCAAAUAACAACGCCGACAGCAGUAAGCCUGCUCCUCUGCUUUACUUGUUCGACCGGCAGUCGGAGCAAGUGUGGAGUGACAAUGAGCACGGGGAUGAUUUUGUGGAAAACAACAAAAAUGGGGACCUGCAAAAAAUUUUUGAACCCUCGUCGUCUUCUUUGGUUUCAGUCGAGUCUGCUGCUACGGCAGAAGACGCAGCCCCAGAAGCUGAUGUUGAAAGAUUGCCAUCGAUGGAAGUGCAGGAAGGAAAAGAAAUAAAUCGGCAGGAAACGAGCUCCCAUGCGGCAGAAUUAGGAGCGGGGGGCCACGUAGAAGUGGAGACAGUAGUCAGAGAAGAAGAAGCUCAUCCUGUUCUACAUCAUCAUGUUCCGACCACAAAUGUAACUGUUUAUCGCAGUACUCUCACCUUGCCAACGCCACUGCUGAAAAUGCCACAGCUUUGCGUCGGGAUCGACAGCUUGCUCUUUCCAGGGCUGCGGAAAAAUGAUGUUCCACCAGUAUCCACCGCGGGGUUGUCAAAUGAACCGAAACCAGUGGUCUCCUCAUUUUCUGCAGGUUCCAAUGUUGCAUCAGCGCCGGAGGUUCUCCAGGCAUCUGAACAAGGAAAAGACCAUCAGCAGUUAUCCCCAGAACCGUCGUCAAAAGGCACCGUGAGCCUGCAGCAGAGUUCGGUUGUCACCGAGGAGAACCACGAAGUUGAGAACGAUAUCCGGGACGAGCACUUUAACGCAGAAGCAACGGCGGUAGAGAAUUUUGAUUCAGGCGAGGGUCACGGAACGCUUAAAGCUGAACUCAUCAAAAGCACACCUGAGUCCGAAGCUAAUCACAAGUUUGACGAGCCUCAGCCUUUCCUUAUCAACACGGAGCAGGCCGCGGCAGAGAUCCAAGCGGCGCUGGCGGCAGAUGUUUUCCCGCUUCCAGUUCUAAUGGCCUCGACAAGCUUUGUUGCAUUAUCUCCUGAUGCGGCAGAGCUCGCGAAAGACUUGCGGUCAACAUCUGCUCAAAAUUUGUCCUCGGAGUUCUUUCAGGACGAGCAAGCAGAUGGUCAACAGGAAGCGGCUCCGGCUCCUGCAAUUACCGUGCGACGAGAGCAGGAAAAAGCUCAAGAUGGAGGUGUAAAAACGACCGAAAAUAUAGAUAGCCAUCCUGUUGACAAAGAACCAAAAAGCGCCUUUCUUUUUUUUCCGGAAUCUCCGGACGACGAUCUUGCGGAAAUCGAGCUUUUGGAGGUUGAUAAGGCAGAAAAUAAACCGAAAAUAAGCAGGCCGAACUCGCAUAAGUCCUACCAUUCAGCGACUAGUGGCACGGUGAUAUUAGCCAAAGCGGACGACGCGGCGACGCUGCUUCUGCCGGAAGUCAUCCACGAUCGGCAUUUUGAGUGCAACGACCGAGACAGUUUUCACCGAAACAUGUUCCAGAACUUCUACCUGCACGCCGGCGAACAGGAGGCGCGGGACCAGUUGCUGACCCUGUCGCAAACCGCCCCACGAAGUAAAGUUUUGGAGUCGAUUCACUUCGAAAAGUUCUUUGAGUCCGCCAAAUCCAGUCGGCAGACCUCCCCGACGAUUGUCCCGCGGAAGUUGACAACGAGUCUGCUCGCAAAACUGCCGGAGGAAAAGAAACGGGGCAAGCUGCCGGCGCGGUUUGUCGGACGCGGGCCAACGCCGUUGUUCGUGAACAACCACGAGAGAAGGCAGGAUGAUGAAGUUGAAAGUCAAAGCACUGUUAAGGUGGUCGACGAGGAUAUCAAGUCGAGUAGGCCCGCAAGCAGUUCGUCGAAUAGGAGCAGUUCCGGGCAGGAGGGCAAGGAUUUUAAGGACAAGGAGCAGGCCACCGGCCGUCAACAGGGAGAAAAACAAGAAGACCAGAGCGGGGACGAGGAGUACAACGACGAGGAAGAAGAAAGUAGUGAAUACACUUACACGGACGACUCGCUCUCCGACAAAUCUGAAUUGACGAAGCAGUCGCAGAAGCAGCUCAGACGCGCUUUAGAGGCGGGAAAGCUGGACCACCUGGAGAAGCGGCAACUGGAGGCAAUUCGGAGACUCGUGAAGUUUGGCAGCUUGAAGAAAAAGAAGAAACCGGAGGUUCUUGUGGAAGAAAAACAGGCAAGUAGCGGAGAAAAGCAGGGGGAAAUCAAAGCGGAUUCGAGGAGAAGAAAACAGGAGAUCGACUUGCGCAGCAGCGAAGAUCAGGCGUCUUCAAGUAGUGGAAAUUCGUCAAGUCAAGUUCAAAUCCGGCCAGGACAGAACAAAAAUGAGAAGUCAGAUCGGGUUCAACAUCCGAAGGGGAACAAAGCACUACAACCUGUUCGCGGUGUGGCAACAUCUUCAGAAGAAGAGGAGGAGGGAGAGAGCAGUUCUGGUAAAAAUUCGUCCUCUAACGGAGUGGAAGAGGAAGAACCAAGCUCCUCUGGUACUAGCGGGCUUACGGAGGUGGACCACGACCAGCAUUCCAGUAGCAGCGGCAACACAAUGUUCGACAGUAGCGGUGCUGAACAAGCCAACCCGAGACGGAGCGAAGAGGAAAAAAGCUCGAUGCUGUCAUCUGUAGAAAGCGAGAGUAGUUCCUCGAAGAGCUCGGGGAGCGAGGCGGUGAGUAGCAGUGGUUUAGCAACUACAUCUUCAUCCGAAGAACAGUUUUCUGCCGGACAAAAUCAAACGAUUGUAACUUCCUCGGAGGCCGCCUCGGGUUCGGAGGACCCGUAUCAAACGUUAGAGAAAACUCUGGAAAAAGAAGACAAGCUCGCGGCUGAAGAGCGGACUCAGCGGGCGAGCAACACUAGAAUGGACGGAUCAAGUCAGAAGGAAAAGCGGAAUCGCAGGAACGGCAUUGCAAAAAAGUGGAAGGAACAAGCAAGGCUGAAAAAGCAAGAGCUCAAGGACGUCGAGCGGGCGAAAUCUUCGGCGAGCGAGGAAGCAGGACAAUCUGUGAAGCAGGGUGCAAAAAAAUCGACCGCUGAGGUCGUCCGCCGCAGGGUUACUUACAGGAAUGAAAAGAGGAAUGAGAAAGACCAGGCACCAGUUCCUUCUCCACGCCCCAUCGACGAAGAAGAUCUGUUAUUGACUGACUUGAAUGAAGAAGAGGGAAUGGAGGCAGGAGCUGCAGCUUCCAGUCCCGUUGGGUUGUUGGUGAAGAAUCUGUUCUCAUGGACCGCGGAUGGAAUUCGGAGUUUAGCUUCCAGUCCGGGCGGCGGGAAAGAAAAGGAAUAAGGUAAGUGUCACAUGAUUUCAGGCUCCUUUACUGGCGCGAAAGACUGGCUAGCAGCAGUGGUACGGAAUUAGAGCAUAGAGAAAGAGAAAGUCGUUGAAAAUAUCAUGCAAGUUGUUUCUUUCGGUUUUAUACAUCAUCACAGUGAAUAAAGGUAAAUAUCAUGGUGUUUUGUUUCUUUUUGAUUUUUCCGACCGCGAUAGUUUUCUUUUACCAUUUUGUUUUUAAAGCAAGACAUGACUGCACUGCAGCACCGUUCAUCUUUCUGUUUCAGUUUGUUACUUUCAAGCGAUGUACAAUACCAUCUUCAAAAUCAAAACCAGUACUCGUCCACUAUCUCCAUGUACAUUCUUUUGAUUCAAAACCACUGACCAUUUCCAUGCUGAGAAGAUUCCCUCGGGUAUUUGGACGUUUCGAAGUUUGUAUCUUAGGCAUUGGAUCAUGACCUUAUUUGUGUUUUUCUGCGACCCCG
Molecule: messenger RNA, 5212 nt
Organism: Amoebophrya sp. A120
Lineage: Eukaryota; Dinophyceae; Syndiniales; Amoebophryaceae
Source: the annotation of a GenBank genome assembly